Orussus abietinus is the source of this 2187-nucleotide messenger RNA. RefSeq names its product epsilon-sarcoglycan (gene Scgalpha). The record is from RefSeq and is a predicted model, not a curated record. NCBI's taxonomy places the organism in Eukaryota, Metazoa, Arthropoda, Insecta, Hymenoptera, Orussidae. Gene Ontology annotation, cellular component: sarcoglycan complex. The transcript has 14 exons. Bases 609 to 1874 code for a protein of 421 amino acids.
AGGAUGCGACCCGAAUGGGUCCCUUGACACGGCCCUGGACUCGUCGGAAGCGGGUUUCAGAUGCGCGCGAGAGGAACGAAAGGCGCGCUUACAAUCUAUUCGUGCUAACGCUUGCUUCGGCGCUCUCGUUUCGCGUCACCGCCUGCGAGCCUCUCACCUCUCGCAAAACCCUCUUCCCUGCAAGCCCCGGCGAAAGAUCCGAGAACCUCGGCGUUCACCCCUCGUACUGACGUUACGGCGCACAUGGUAUACACUCUCGUCCUGCUUGAGUUUCCUUCUGUCAUCCUAAUCAGCUGACCAGAGCGCUACGUCGUCUGCUAGAGUGACGUUUACAAAAUCAAUGGCUUUUCGAAUAUCACCGAAUUCCAGUGGUCCGCUUCUAAGCCCCAGAUGAAGCGGAGACCUCCGAGCUGUCCAGCUUUGAUCUUCCCUUGAAAUUCGAAAUUCCCGGGGACUUUCUCGAGGAGUUACUCAGAACGGAGUAUACUUUCUUUCCGGCACUCGAGUUGUCGGCCGUCUGUUCGCGGACGAUUCGGACCAGCUGGGCACGGCGUCGUCUGCUAAGGUUCUAUUUGCGUUGUCCAGGUCGUACACGGGACGCUCCGAGGAUGCAGCCGAGCGUCUUGUUAUUAUCGACUUUGGCGGCCUUCGCCGGCGCUGAAAGCAUCGUGAUGUCCAAGGUUUUCAUCAUUCCCAUCACCCCGCAGACCUUCGAUUGGAAGAUCGACGGAAGGCACGAUCAAUUCUCCUACCAGCCGUCUUUGCUGAACGUCCCCGAUUUGCCGCCUUGGAUUCAUUACACCUACAGUAGACGCGAUCAUCAAGGAUUCUUAUACGGCGUCGCACCGAAAGAUCAGGAAGACUUUCAGCUAGAGAUUGUGGGCCUAAAUAAGCACACUUACGAGACGAGGUACAAGGUCCUAGCAGUGAACGUGCUCGAUAAGGAGAACCUUACUAGGUACGAGGUGCACCUCAAAAUCGACAAUCUCAACGUCGAGGACAUGUUCGACGCGAACAGGACCGACCGGCUUCUCGACGUCUUUAGGAAAAACCUGUGGAAGGAGGCCACGGAUCUCUACGUGACGUUCCUGGCCUCAGCGGUCGAGCUCGGCGCCCGUCUUCCUCUGAAGCCCGAAGAGGGCGAAGGAGCGGUUCUCAGACUCGGCAGCUCCGUCCCGUUUUCGCAAGACCUGAACGUCCUCCAGGAGGAAGUCAAGCCUCUGUGGAAAUUAUCGUCCUGCGCCAGGAACUUCAAAAGGACCACCGUCGAGAGAUGGUUCAGAGAAGCUGGCUUCGUCCUGGACUGGUGCUCCUUCAGGCUGAUAGAGGAGAACCAUAAUCUCCACCGAGAGAGCGCGAGACGUGGACCAAACAUGAACGUCAUCGGACUUCCCUCUUCAGAAAAUUCGGGCCACUCCGAGUGGCGUUGGGCUAGGCCCACGAAAUCGGGAACGCCGACGAGGAGUUACUUAAAAGAAACUGCAACGACCGUCUUUGUCCCUACCGCCUUGCUUCUGAUAUUUGCCGGACUCCUCACGACCGCUCUCUGCAUCCACCACGAGAAAAUGACCGACCCGGAGUCUAAUGAGUACGUCUACGAACUGUUUAACGUUUUUCUCAGAAGCAGCGUUACGAGGGAAAAACGAGAAUUGACGCCGGUCGAGGGUCUGGGGAACAAUGGAGUGCAAAUGGUCCAGUAUGCCACUUCCGAACGAGGGACCUUAAAAUCUCUUUCUGCCCAACCUUCCAGCCCCUGCGACUCAUUGUCUCGUAGCCCAAGAACGUCAGUGGAACGGUGCAAUCCGUACGUUCGCCCGAAUCCCCCCCCGUACAUGGGACCGAAUAAUGUGACUGGGGUUCGAGCCGAUUUCUGACUAUACGAGGAGCCAGCAAAAACAUGGUUUUGCUAGAAGUGUAGGAUUCCGUAAAGGAUUGAGAUCUACACUUCAGCGUCAAAAUGACGAAACCGUGAAAACUGGCUCCGAUAUUAAUUCCAGGAGUAAUCUACAGGGUGGUGCUCCAUAUACACCACUCAAACUCAAGACAUAAUACUGCCACAUAUCCUGUUAAGAAAUUCUACGCAUGUGUCGGAUUCACAGUAAUCUGAUCAAAUUAGCAUUAAUUUCGUAGAGAAUGUGUGGAAUGUUUGCGAUAAAGUCAAAGUACAGACAAGUGGAGAUACGAAAA